GGACGCUUAAGCCCACCGCACACCGGACGAUUUUUACGAACGAUGAAACGAUGAAACGAUGAAACGAUGAAACGAUGAAGCGAUGUAGGUGUGCGGGGAACACCUACGAUAAUUUCUGCAAGGUGGCGCCAUCUUUCCAUGUGGAUUUUUUCUGGAAAAUGGCAGCCGUCGAUUUGGCAUAUUUGCAACAAGUUGCUGUGUUUAUUUUAAUCAUUUUCAAGCGUUUACGCCGGCGAAGGAAUAGAAGAAACCGUCAAACAUGGACCAGGCAGUGGAUUCAAAGACGGCGAACACUGGGAAUAGUACGAAACUUGCAGCAGGAACUGUAUUUAGAAGACACUGAAGGAUUCAGACAAUACUUGAGGAUGAGCCCCGAGUCGUUUUUACAUAUUUUGGACAAGAUCAAGGACAAGAUCACUAAAGAAGACACUGUUAUGCGACAAGCUAUAACAGCCAAAGAAAGGCUAUCAGUUACUCUAAGGUUUCUGGCUACAGGGGAGAGUUUCCGCAGUCUUUCAUUCCAGUACAGAAUGGGUGAAAGGACCAUCUCCGAGAUUAUAAAAGAAACGACUGCAGCGAUUGUUGAUACAAUGAAGAAUGAAUAUUUGAAGACUCCAUCGACCGAAGUAGAGUGGAAGGCCAUUGCAAAAAACUUCAAUGAAAAGUGGGACUUUCCUUUGUGUCUCGGAGCUCUCGAUGGCAAACAUGUUGCCAUUAGGCAACCUGGCUAUAGUGGUAGCCAGUUCUUCAAUUACAAACACUUUUUUAGUGUCAUAUUGUUGGCAUUAGUUGAUGCGGAUUACCGCUUCAUAUAUGUAGACAUAGGAGCAGCAGGCCGCUGUGGAGAUGCCGGAGUAUUCAGAGAAUCAACGCUUAAGAAGGCCAUGGAUGAUAAUUCCCUGAACUUUCCGACAGCUGAAAAUCUUGAAGAAACAGGGCCUAAAUGUUCAUAUCAAAUAAUCGGAGAUGAUGCAUUUCCUCUUCAGCAUAACAUCAUGAAACCAUACCCGCAUAGAAAUAUGGACCACAAUCAAAAGAUUUUCAACUAUCGUCUGUCAAGGGCAAGGAGGGUAGUCGAGAAUGCCUUUGGCAUUUUGGCCAACAGGUUUCGAGUUUUCUCAACAACAAUCUGCUUGGAUCCAGACUUUUUGGACUACAUAAUCAUGAGUGCGUGCAUACUCCACAAUUUCCUAAUUGUUAAUCAGUCAGCACAUUAUAAUCCUCCAAGAUUUGCCGAUUAUGAGGAGGACAACCACGUAGUGCAACCCGGUCAAUGGAGGAGGGAGCAAAAUUUACGUGGAUUAGCAGUACGUGAUUGUGCAAGAAAUACGAAAACCAGUGCAAAAGGACAAAGAGAGUUAUUAAAUGAGUACUUUAAUGGUAUCGGUGCUGUUGAAUGGCAGGAAGCUAUGAUACAGUAAACUAGUGUUAAUAAGUUUACUUACUUCC
This is a messenger RNA of Priapulus caudatus, 1449 nucleotides long. RefSeq lists its product as uncharacterized. NCBI's taxonomy places the organism in Eukaryota, Metazoa, Priapulida, Priapulimorpha, Priapulimorphida, Priapulidae. Bases 75 to 1421 code for a protein of 448 amino acids. The transcript is spliced from 3 exons. The record is from RefSeq and is a predicted model, not a curated record.